This is a messenger RNA of Fibroporia radiculosa, 3702 nucleotides long. RefSeq lists its product as uncharacterized. The transcript is spliced from 8 exons. Bases 1 to 3702 code for a protein of 1233 amino acids. Lineage: Eukaryota; Fungi; Basidiomycota; Agaricomycetes; Polyporales; Fibroporiaceae. The record is from RefSeq and is a predicted model, not a curated record. Gene Ontology annotation, molecular function: protein binding.
AUGGCUACGACUACCAUGCACUUCGGUCCUGAGUGGAUGCGCACGAAGGGUGCAUCACGACCCGCACCCUCUCCGCCGCUCACAACUCCAGCCGCGUCUUCUGGAGCGUCGACAUAUUCUGCGCUGGUGGCCCCUUUGGCUAAUACUGCUCCAGAGAGGCCCGAUGUCUCAAACCCAUUCCGAUACUCGAAGGAGGAGAUGCUCCGCAUCUAUAAAGAAGGUGGUGGACGAGGUGGACUAGGCCUUGAGGUGGAAAGAUGGGAUGGUAUUGUUCGUGAAGUUGGAUACGAUCCUGCCGGAUUAAAAGAAAUGAGUGAGGCCGAGAAGAAGAUCUUUUCGGGCUCUCUUAAUUCUGAGAUCCGUCGCCGACAAUCUACGGACGUUCUCUCCCCUUUAACGACAUCAUCAGGAGAGCGACCCAAACUUGGCCAUGCGGCUUCGGGCACAGCGAGUCCAAUGCGAGAUCGCUUUGGAAACUUCGCUGGACGCAGGCGGGACAGCACAGAUCAGGCCCCUUUGUCACUUCCAAGAAAGCUGUCUUUAUCAUCCAUGCAAGGUGCACUGGCGUCUCCCCGUGAGGGAGCUCUCCCGUCGCCUCGGACGCGCAUAGGACUAACACCAGGAUUCGAUGGUGUACUCAGCGAGUCAUGGUCAUCGCGCCGUCGUACUUCUGAGAGCGCGGUCAAGUCAGGCGUGGAUUCAGCAACUCGGAAGGAGAGGGAUGUGACUGAUCCCGGUAACGAAGCCAAAGGGCCGGAUAUUAAGGAAGAGGAAGAGGAGAGUUUAUCGCAACCUGUAGGUGGCGACGGCGGGUCUGCCACAAAGUCACCAUUGGUAACACAGUCGGAUUCAUUCUCGACGAACGCGACAAGCAAUAUGCCCGACACACCGAAGGCCGUCGGUGGCGUGGAAAGCGACGUGGCUGGACUGACCUUACGACCCUCAGAUGAAGCUCCUUCGGAUAUUGGAGAGGUCAAUGGCAGCUUGGAUUCUGCUGCGCCCAAGGCAUCGGAUACCACAGAUCUGGCGAGUAUCGAAUGGUCCUAUCUUGACCCUCAAGGCCAAAUUCAAGGCCCUUUCCGCGCGGACACCAUGCAACGUUGGCAUGAUGAGGGAUACUUCUCUGCAAAUCUGCUCAUGAGGCGCACUCAUCUGGAUUCAGAGUGGACGUCUGUUGGCGAAAUGACGCGACGUGCUGGAAAUGCCCCCGUCUUCCUCACACCUGGCGUCACUUCUACAGCGCCGCCCGGUUUACCUCGCCGUCCUGACCCCUUGCUUGAAGGACCAAUUCCAGAUUUAGGAAGAGGAUCGCCUUUCCAACCCAUUCCUAUCCAGAAUUUAAGGAGCACUACUUUGGAUCCGUACUUGCAUGGUGGAUCAAGCUCAUCUGCUUCCCCCUCUUCGUCGUUUGGUGUUGCACGCUUCGUGAAUGGUUCCCCCGAUCCUGGUCCUCUAGAGCCAAGGACAAAUCUUUAUACUGAAUCCAAUGUUGGUCCCCGUUUGGCUGGACUGGUUUCCGGUUCUCCAAUGGCGGCCACGCCGAGGCGAACGGCCUUCAAUGAUCCAUUUGACCUGUCUCCUGCACCAAGGUCUCCUUUCGCCAGCACAGCAAAUAUCAGGAUGCCUGCGGAUGGUCUUGGUCUUGGUGCGAUCGAUCCCAUGAAUACCGGCUCUGUGAGUCCCGCUUCGCCGUUCACUACAAACUUCAGUGCUACGGGCAGCCAGCGGGGACCGCAGGAGACGCCCAUGACCAACGGACAUGCCACGCCUUCUGGUUUUGCAGGGCCUGACUUAGGAUUCAUUGGUGGACCAGCUGCUCAAGGUGGUGGCUCGCGGAUUGCCAAUCGUGAUGUGUUUAACAAUACCACGGGCGACGAUGCUUUAGUCUUGAAUGGCAAUUAUAUGAAUAGCGUCGGGUCAUAUGCACUCGGCGGGCAACAAUAUCCUCAUAAUCAAACUUCUCAAUACUCAUCAGCUCGAGAUAGUCCCUCGUUAAAUUCUCUCACUCCAUUAUCAGAACGGCCAGGUGUAGCAGCGAUGUCUGUUAAUCACCAAGUUCAACAAUCAUUUGUACCAACCCCGGUCUUUUCCAACCCUCAGUCGCAGUGGCCUCCGCAAAGUUCUCCUGCUUUGCGUCGCCCAGGUCCUUUUGAUCCAGACUAUCCUACUACUAACAAUACCAUCAUAACCGGAAAAUCCACGAUACCCCAGCAAGCUCACAACAGGUUUGCUCGUACUACAGCACCUAAUGAGCCUUCUCAGUGGUUUGCGCCGACCGCUCAGGGUACAGUAAGUAGCGCCUGGACAGGAGAAUCGAACAGCCUCACUGUUGCCAACCUCGGUCAACAUAAUCAACAACAGCUGCAAGCACAGCUGCAGGAUUCGGACGCCGCUCUUCCGAUCGAUAUUGAAGACCGGCAAAUGGAGGAACCUGUUCUUCAGGAUAAACAAUCGCGACCAACUGCUACUAAAGCUGUCUCACCUAUUGCUACACCGUCGGUGGUGGAACUGCCUCGACCCGCCCAGAAAUCUCGUCGGAAGUCGACUGUUCAACUAUCUCCCUCUACACCGGCGCCACAGCUCAAGGCGCCAUCUGCACCAGUCCCUGUAGCGAAACCUCCUUCACCUGCGCCCCCUGUCGAACCCAAACCCGCUUGGAAUACGGAUGAGGAUAAUAAGAAGGGGAAGCCAUCUGGCGCAACACUUGGUCUGCGCGAAAUCCAGGAGGUGGAGAUGAAGAAGCUGGAAGCUCGCAAGGCGGCUGAUAGAGAACGCGAACGGACCACCCGCGCUGCCGGAGCUGCUUCGCAUGUUGAAGACUUCCAGCCUUUCACAGCAUCCUGGGGAUUGCCGACGUCGCAGGCGGGUGCGGCGCGUAGCACGCCUAUGGCCAAGGAAGCUUCUGCUCCCGUCACGCCGACUCUGCCCGUAUGGACCAACACUUCUAAGCCUCAGGUUGCAAAGAAGGGUAUGAAGGAGAUCCAGGAGGAAGAACGGCGUAAGAAGCAAGCUGCUAAGGAGAAAGAGACGGUUGCGGCAGCAGCAAAGAGAGCGCACGCCGAGACGACCAACAAGAGCACUCCGCCGCAGCUAGCAGGAGGAGUUUGGACGACCGUAGGCGUCAGUGGUAAGGUGGCCGGUCCUGCAGCGUCUACGAACAAACCGACAGCGUCAACAUCGGUUUCUUCCACGAAGGUUGUACCAAAUUUGUCCCCUGUACCAACGGUUCCAGUGCCCCCUGUCAUGGCUCGUGCUUCCUCUACGUCUGCCAUCUCAUCUCGACCCGCCAAUCCUCCUAAAGUUGUCUCAACUAAGACAGACGACUUCCCCGCGCCACCUUCUCAAGAAUUCCUAAAAUGGCUCAGCGAGUCCCUGAAAGGACUCAACAGCUCUGUGAAUUUUGAGGAGAUCACGUCAAUGCUACUAUCUUUCCCGCUGGAUCCCGAUCCGUCCACUGUUGAGAUUAUCUCGGACCUGAUCUAUGCUAGCAGCACUACACUGGAUGGCCGUCGAUUUGCAUCAGAUUUCGUAGGCAGGCGCAAGACGGAUGCGGCCUCGCGGCAGAGGACCGGUGUACCAGCCAGUACAUCAGUCAAGCCGAUAUCGAUUGCAGAAGUUGUGAAAGCGCAGCCUAAACCGGCUCAAUCUGAGUGGGGAGGUUUCAAGGUGGUGAACAAGAAAAAGAAAGGUGGACGCGCAUAG